AUGUCCACGCAAGACAUUCCCGGCCGCCCGGGCGAGGACAAGCCACCAGGCUUGUCCAAAUAUCUGAAGCGCAUGAAGACUGUCUUGCGGUCGCGCUCCGGUAACAAGCGUCAUUCUGUGGCGGGCACAACCCCGGUCCUCGAGGGCCCAUCAGAUACACCUGCCGCUGCCGCCAACCCAGCCCGCAAAUCCACCGGUGCUGAUCCAGACAUGCUCACCGAUUACAGCGCUAUUCAACAGGAAAAGGCGCGGGUGCUCUUCGCCAAAUAUGGUCUGACUCUCGAGCCCGGCGAGUGGAAAUCGCCGACUGAUCUUCAGCUCACUCGAGUCACCAAACCAAUUCGCAUGCGUGUGCGCCGCACUUGCCACCGUUGCGAUACCACCUUCGGUCCCGACAAGGUCUGCGUCAAUUGCCAGCAUCCGCGCUGCAAGAAAUGUCCACGCUUCCCGCCCGCGCACGAGAAGGAUGAGGAACAUCCAAAAGUGCCCCGGGCCCGGAUCCCCGAAAUCCGCGCUCGCCAGCCCGGUUCCCUGCCAAUGACACCCCAUCUGAAACUCACUGGCAAUCCGGCCGCGCCAUUGGCGAUGCCAUCCCGCACCGGUGGCCAAGAUUUCGUCCUCAAGACUGUUCGCCAGCGGACUCGCCGUACCUGCCACUCUUGCGAUACCGUUUUCGCUCCCGGAUCGAAAGAGUGCCAGUCUUGCAAGCAUGUGCGCUGCAAGAGAUGUCCACGCGAUCCUCCUAAACCAGACAAAUAUCCGGAUGGAUUCCCAGGAGACGAGGAACCGCCCAAGCUCAUGCUCAAACCCGAACGAACAUGGAAGCAGCCACGGCGCCGAGUUCACUACAUAUGUCACAUAUGUAAUACCUCGCUCAAUGAAGGGGCGAAUUCGUGUGCCAAAUGUGGGCAAGCGAAAUGUGCAGAAACCAUACGAAUUCCACCGAAGAAAGUCAAACGAGAACCAGACCCGGAAGUCGUCCGACGGGUUGAAGAGAAAAUAGCGUCGCUCAAAAUUCAGGACUGA
This is a messenger RNA of Penicillium macrosclerotiorum, 1026 nucleotides long. RefSeq lists its product as uncharacterized. Lineage: Eukaryota; Fungi; Ascomycota; Eurotiomycetes; Eurotiales; Aspergillaceae. Bases 1 to 1026 code for a protein of 341 amino acids. The record is from RefSeq and is a predicted model, not a curated record. The transcript has 3 exons.